Molecule: messenger RNA, 2285 nt
Organism: Pseudogymnoascus verrucosus
Lineage: Eukaryota; Fungi; Ascomycota; Leotiomycetes; Thelebolales; Thelebolaceae
Exons: 4
Coding region: 666-2285 (539 amino acids)
Biological process (GO): proteolysis
Molecular function (GO): dipeptidyl-peptidase activity; serine-type exopeptidase activity
Source: RefSeq, a predicted model, not a curated record
CAGCGAUCUACACCUGCCACAUUCGCUGCCAAUCGCAAAUCACCCGGCGCGCAAUCAGCAGCUGCUAUGGCAUUCUCGUACGCCUGCGCCUGCACCUGCAACGUUCCACAGGGAUGAAGAGACAGGGACACAGGGAUUGAGAGUGCUAUACCUGGCAAACCUGCAGUAGCGGGCGAUGUCAGUGAGGGGAGGGGGACGCUGGUCAGAAAGAGGAAUGUCCCACUGUCAUGCCCAUGCCUAGGCAAUCUAGGGUGCGGAAACGGGUGUAGAAGGUCGCAUUUACGACGACCGAGAUAAAAUACUCCAAGAUUCCCGCAUUAAGCUACACAGGGGUGGCUGGGUGGAUAGCAACAGGAAGGAAGGUAAAGUGGCUGGCAGGGUGGCAGGGUGGCAGGGCAGCAAGGGAAUCUCCCUAGCCUCGGCGUGCAAGGUAUGCUUUUGGAAGGAGACAUCUGUCUUACCUUGCCGAUCUGACCGUGCCGAUCUGGCGCCAGCACGAGGCUGCUCAUGCCAUGGUCCUGUUUAUAAAUCGUCGUGUGCCCAGUUUGUCGACAAGAGAGGUAAGCACCUAGGUCCAGCAAGCUCGUUGAUUUGAGCUGCUCUCCUGGUUUCCUUCUGUCCCUUCUCCUCUCCUUCCUCCAAUCCCCUCACAACCAACUGCGACAAUGCAGCUCUCCGCCGCUCUCAGCCUCGGCCUGUUGGCCCUCCUCACCCCGGCUUCAGCUAAACGCCCACGUCUCGUGCCACCGGCUGUACCGCUCCCACCGGCUGCUGCGGCGCGCAUCUCGAAUUCAACGGGCAAUUUCGUCUUCACGCAGCUGCUCGACCAUGAUUCGCCCCACGGCGACACGUUCGGUCAGCGCGUGUGGUGGAACUCGGAGCAUUGGGCCGGCCCGGGGUCGCCAAUUAUCUUCUUCACGCCCGGCGAGACCGCCGCGGGCGGGUAUGGAGGAUAUCUCACUAAUGCGACCCUGACGGGGAAGUUUGCGCAGGAGGUUAAGGGCGCUGUGGUUAUGGUUGAGCACCGCUUCUGGGGCGAAUCCUCCCCCUAUGAUGACCUCACCGGCCACAACCUGAAGCAGCUCACUCUCCGCAACUCCAUCGCGGAUUUCGUGCGCAUCGCUGCUACCGUGCAACUCCCCUUCGACCCGUCGCACAAAUCGGACGCCGCACACGCCCCAUGGAUCAUGAUGGGUGGAUCCUACGCCGGCUCACUCUCCGCGUGGACCGAGUCCGUAUCGCCCGGUACCUUCUGGGCGUACCAUUCCAGCAGUGCGCCAGUCGAGGCCAUUGACGAUUACUGGCAGUACUUUGUGCCUGUCGAGAAGGCGAUGCCGAGGAACUGCAGCUCGGAUGUGUCAAAGGUCGUGGAGUACAUCGAUAAGGUGUUCGCGAAGGGUUCGCAGAAGGAGCAGGUGGCGUUGAAGGAUAAGUUUGGAUUGGGCAAGCUGAGGAAUGAUGAUUUCUCUGGUGUCCUGGAAUACGGCCCAUGGCAAGAACAAUCCAACAACUUCUACAACCCCCACCCCCUGACGGAAUUCUGCGACUACGUCGAGGGCGCCCAUUCCAACACCACCAGCGCGCCCACCAACCACGGCGUCGCAGGCGUCGGUGUCGUCAAGGCGCUCGAGGGCUACGCGCAGUGGGUGAAGGAGGUUUACCUCCCUGAGUCGUGCCAGAUUUUCGGUUACAAGGAUCCAGCGUCCAUUGAGUGCUAUGAUACUUAUAACCCGGAUAACAAGCUGUUCACUGAUCGCACUGUCGGAAACGCUAUUGAUCGUCAAUGGCAGUGGAUGUUGUGCAAUGAGCCAUUCGGAUGGUGGCAAGAUGGUGCCCCCAAAAACCACAAAACCAUCGUCUCCCGCAACAUCAACGCCGCCUACUGGCAGCGCCAAUGCGCGCUCUUCUUCCCCCCCUCCCAAGGCUCCCCCAACUCCGCCUUUGGCCGCACCGUCGACUUCACCAACCACUACACCUCCGGCUGGUCACCCCGCAAGUCCAAGCGCCUCCUCUACGUCAACGGCGAACUCGACCCAUGGCGCACAGCCGGUGUGUCGUCCGAGUUCAGGCCCGGUGGGCCGCUGAAGAGCACUAAGGAGAUUCCGGUGGAGAUUAUUCCGGGGGGGUUCCAUUGUAGUGAUUUGAUUCUGAAGAACUAUAUUGAUCCCGGGGUGAAGAAGGUGGUGGAUAAGGAGAUUGAGAUUCUUAAGGGGUGGGUGGGGGAGUGGUAUGUGGGGAAGCCGGGGAGGGGGGCGAAGAGGGGGGUGGAGGGGUGGGAGAACUGA